AAAAUACCCUUAACUGUACUAAGCAAAAAGCUACAAUAUUGCAUUGAUUGCCGUUUAAUUUCCAUAGUGUAUCCAAAUAAUAAAGUUUAAGAGCUAAGACAUUAACUGUUCUUUAAUUGUUGUGUGGAAAGUGUUUAUAUACCUUAAAUUUAUAAUCGUUGUAGUAGCGCAAUUUCAACUACUAUAUACGUACGUGUUUGAAAUGGAUAGGGUUUCGACUCUGGCUGAGCCUCUGGUUCGUUUUUCUAAGGAUUCUGUACAUUUUAUUAAUCGAUGUACAAAACCAGAUCGUAAAGAAUUUAAAAAAAACGCUAUUGCUACUGCAAUCGGAUUUUUGGCCAUGGGCGUACUCGGAUUUAUUAUCAAAUUAAUUUUCGUCCCUAUUAACAGCAUCAUUGUUGGAAACUAACGAUAAUUCUUUCUUAAAAUGUAAUUUAUGGGCUGGCAUUUGUAAUCUACAAACACUGAACAUAAUAUACCAUUUUGUUUUAUUGAUUCGUCUUAAGUACUGCUCAGUUACCAUUAUCUACUGUUAUUAGUUUGAUCAAUACUUCUUAAUUUAUAGGCUGAGCAAUUUGUGUGAAUAAAGCACAUCUGAAAAUGAAACAGUGAUGUUUUACCAUCCUCGAAACCAUUUAUUUUUGGACAUAACAUUUGGAAAUCCCUUGGUGAACUCCUUGUAUUCUUGUCUGCCCCUUUAUUAUAAGUUGUGUUGGUGCUGCUUUAACGACUUUGGAAGAUCAAGUCGAAAAUGCUACUCAAUGUAAUCCCUACCCAGGCUGUGCUACUCUGUAACUCAGUUGCGAAGUAAUUUGUUGGCGUGACUGUACUGAAUUUCUCAGAUGUCCACAUCUUGUUUUGUGGAACAUAACUUGAAUGUUUAGUUUAAGCCGUCAGAAAUCUACGGAAUGACUUCACAGAUUAUAAAAGUCACGUCGAUUACCCCGCUUGGUCUAGUUUGUUUGAAUCCCAUUUUUUUAACAAUAUCGUUUAGGACAAACGUAAGUAAAAUGUUGCAUCGAAGUCUCUCGGCUCAAACACAGAUAUCUGGUUGUUCAGCAUGACUCGGUAAUGCACAGCAUAGAACAUCACGCGUCUGUUACUCGAUUGGUUUACUUCACUUUAAAUUUAAGAAGUAAAUUAAGCUAUAUGUAACGCAUGGAAAAGGAACAAAUAGCGUCAAUGAUGGUGAUAACUAAAGUUCGAUUAAGUAUUACGAAAUAGCUGGUGAAAUAGGGUAACGAAGGUUGGAACAUUGACAUCAAGAUGUAAAGAAUUCAAGUAUAGUCGUUUCUCUGACUACUUAAAUUCAUAUCAUCCAGUGUCGAGUUACUAAUUACUCAGACUCCAAAUAAAAGACGUUUCUCUAAUUAGUGGGUCACAAGCUAGAUAAACAUUUUAUUCAUAUACGUCGAGCUCUGCAGGUUCUUGGCGGUCGCCUAAUGGCAAUGUCUUUUGAUGCGGAACUAGGCAACCAAGUUCGAACUCCUCAGUGACCAGUCAACAUACUUUUUGUUCUUGUUUAUUUUAAAACAAACAUUGGUACAAUGAGGCACCAAACAGGUACGCUCUACACAAAUUAUUUGAUUUGUGUGGGGGUUGUCAUACUGCUCGUGUGCCCAAACCUAGGCAGGCGAUUUUCUUAGGGGACCACUCCUCUAAGUGGAUCUCGAAUCUCAGGGGCUGGUACUAUGUCAAAUCCGCAUAGGUUAUUCCAGCUUCCGAACAGACUAGUUUAUUCAUUCUUCCCGAGCCACAUCUUUUCUUUGUCACUUAUUCGCUUAUUAACUCUGGUUGUCUUUAUUUACGUGUGUGUUAAUUACUCACUCUAUUCAUUGUCUGUAACUUAUUUUUGCUUGAUUAUAAAUAUUGAUUCACGGUUGAUUAAAUGGAGUUGGCCCUUUGUCUCCAUCACUGCACGUUAUCAAGUUUCAUUUUGCUUCCUUCACUUCGUCUAAGUCUGUUCAGAUCAACGAUUCGGCAUCCGACAAUGGUGGUCUUUCUUGA
Schistosoma bovis is the source of this 2007-nucleotide messenger RNA. The record is from the annotation of a GenBank genome assembly. NCBI's taxonomy places the organism in Eukaryota, Metazoa, Platyhelminthes, Trematoda, Strigeidida, Schistosomatidae.